CUGUGAAAAUGUGUGUACGUGCUACAGGUCCUGCACACACUUCAAGUUCGCCGAAGGUUGGCUUGGAGUUACGAAAAACUGUUCCGAAUCAAGCUCAUAAAGUAAGCCGUGCAAACUGUUGAGGAGGAGGGUGUCAAACCAUAGAGCAAGAACCAGACAGUCUCAACCCGGACCGUAGUAAGCAACUUUGUAGUCAACUCUUGAUGAGAUUGUCAACCGCCGCGUGAGCAAAGACCAAACGGUCUUUACCUGGAUGGAUUGUAAUAAACGUUGUUUUUGUAAUCUCUUUGCGUGCUUGUCAAAUCAUAGAGCAAGGACUAGACCUAUAUUAUACCCGGACGUAGUAAGCUACUUUUUAGUCAACUCUUGACAAGAUUGUCAAACCACAUGAGCAAGGGAUCAGACAGUCUUUACCCAGAUGCAGUGAUCUACUUUUAAGUUUACUCUUUAUACGAAGAAUGAUUCUCUGAUUUCUGGAAUAGUUUCUAAGCUGGCAUGUAUUGAUCGCCUGAAGAUCUCGAAAGUGUGUCUAAUCUUGUGUAUGUAAUCGUGAUCUUAAAAUGACCUCCCAUAUUCUGUCCUCGUCCGAGGAGGUCGCAGAUUUCGUAGUGAUCGAUGACGUCUCCGCGUUCCAGCGUAGAUGUCUCCUCGCUGCGGUGGGCCUCGGUUCGCUCAUCAUGGGGUGUGCCGUCACCACCGAUGACUUCACCCAGUGCGUCAAGAAACCCACCGCCCUUUGGGUGACCAUGUCCGUGGUGGUGUUCUUCGCUCCCCUGACGGCCUAUAUUUUGACGGUGUCCAUGCAGCUCCACUCUACGAACGGGAUCGCCCUGUUGAUCACGGCGUGUGGCCCGUCGGACAUCCUCUCUGCAGUGUUUGCCUAUUACACCAACUCGGAUGUAUGUUUGUGCCUUACGGUUUUUAUGCUGUCGACCACCAUGGCCGUGGGUUUUAUACCGUGUGGGGUCCUCUUCUGCUCGUCCUCUUUUCCCACCCUCAGUCUGGCCGAGAUACCAUACGAUACCAUCGUUAUCAUUCUCCUGGAGGGUGUGGCCGGCCUCGGUGUUGGAAUGGCCUUCAGAAAGUUCAAGGAACACUGGGCUGAUAACUUCGUUAAGGUUUUCAGCUGGACUCCACUGGUUCCCGUCAUCACAAUGAUUGUGAUGAACGGCAUACUGGUCCCUCACUCUCUCCAUGCUUCACUUGAUGAGAUAACUGCCGUUACCAUAUACCUUCUCGUGGUACUCGUCGGAACGUAUAUUCUCGGGUUACUGACCGGACAGGGGCAAAAGACAUGCCGUGCGAUGGCGUUUUGCGCGGGCAACAAAAGUUCCAUCGUCGUACUCACAAUUAUCUACGACUCGUACUCGGGGCACGUUCUCGUUGAGGCUCUGCCCGGACCAACAUUUCUUUUAAUUGUCUUCAUCGGACUCGGAUGUUUAUUAUCAAUUGCUUAUCAGAUGUUCAAUUAUUUGAAGAACUCGAGUUUAAUUAACUUGAUUGAAAAAGAAGUUGGUGCGGAGAAUGAAUGAGGCAAAUGUCGAAAAACUCGACAGCUCGUUUUUUUUGUGAGACCAACCGAUGUUGCACCUUACGGUUUUAAGGUGCUGAAAUUGAAUGCAACCGUCACUCUUUCUUUUGGUAUGUACUAUUUGAGACGGGUUGUCUAUUGGAUUGUAUCGGUAGACAUAGUUGUACGGUAUUUAAAGUGUAAAUGUUUGUUUUUAUAUUUUAAGCCAAUAGAGGGCAGUAUUCGAGAGUGACAGUCAGAGCUGUGGUCACAGUAGUAAGGGCUGUUUUGAGCAUGAGUUCUAUAACAAACCUCUAUGCUUAUGGAGAGAGUUGCGACAUUUUGCGAUGAGAGGCCAUUUUUGUUCCAAAAACGCAUGGGGAAGGGUGAUGCGGCCAAGGGGAGAUAAAGGUCAAAAGUAGAGGCCCCAAAAUGGAUCCUUGCGGCACACAAAAGCACACCAUUUGAGUGUGCGAAACAAUGAUUCGAGAAGCUAACAAUCUUAUUUUAGGUCAAGCUCGAAUCAAGUGACUUCGGCUACGGCUAUGAGCGUUGGCUAAACUGUUGAAGAACUUUACGUUUUUAAUUGUGAAGCCGUAGCCUCUUUCAAGCCAUCAUCCUUUCGGACACUGACUUUGCCUCAUUGGUACUGGUCAGAUUGGCUGAGAACCCUAGACCAUUGAUUCAAACAUGAAUAUCUAGACACAUUGACUAAAGAAGCUAUGAUUUAGCACCGCCAUAAUCACAAAAAUCGCGUGUGACCCAUCAACCCACCCCGAAACAGAAAUGAGGGAGCCUCCGGACUCAGACCAACUUUGCCAGUACCUCCAGGUCGUAGCGUGCAGGGUCCAAUUUCAUAGAGCUGCUAAGCACACAAAUUUGCUUAGCUUGGCAUGAAAUUUUUGCCGUGAUAAUAAAAGGAUUACCAACCACAUGUAAACGUGAUUUUCAGGAUAAGCGAACAACAUGUCAGCUGAAUACCGGUCAAUAUUUGGUUGGUAAUCCUGGGGGGGUUUUUUCUCAAGGAAGAAAUUUCAAGCUAAGCAAAUUUUCGUGCUUAGCAGCUCUAUGAAAUUUGGGCCUAGUGCGUUGACUCUGUCUUAGUUUUUGGGAAAUCCCUUUAAAAUCCUCUCUUGGAAGAUGCAGUAAACACCAAUAGCUUCUGAGCCCCCCGGCCCCUUACCAUCACUGUCAUUGCUCACACACCGGGGUCGUCCCCAUUGUUGGUUCCAUUGUUGCUUUUUCUAAAGGAUUCCCUUAGUCAUCAGGGUAAAUAAUUCAUAUAGAAAGGAAACCUUGUUGCUAAUGUAGUUCAAAUCAUGACCUCUCAGUAUGAUAUCGCGCACCAAAUGCAAAAUUGUAUCAGGCAUGUUAAUGGCACAAGAUGGACACCUUUGGUAAUUAUUCAAAAUACUUUUUC
Asterias rubens (European starfish) is the source of this 2930-nucleotide messenger RNA. Its product is annotated as solute carrier family 10 member 6-like. The transcript is spliced from 3 exons. The coding region runs from base 561 to 1532 and encodes 323 amino acids. Gene Ontology annotation, cellular component: membrane. Gene Ontology annotation, molecular function: bile acid:sodium symporter activity. Gene Ontology annotation, biological process: bile acid and bile salt transport. Lineage: Eukaryota; Metazoa; Echinodermata; Asteroidea; Forcipulatida; Asteriidae. The record is from RefSeq and is a predicted model, not a curated record.